GGGACGGCAGCGGGAGCCGGGGUCGGGGCUGGAGCCGCGCCGGGGAGCGGCGAGCGAGGAACGGGGAGCGGAGCUGCCCCAGUGGGGCAGCUGCGGGCGGGAAGGUGCCGCGCUGCCCCUGCGCCCGAGCCGGAGCAUCCCGGCGGCGUCAGCCGUCUGCUUUUCGAGGGAGGUGGGCACUCCGGGUGCGGGGUGUUUUUUCCUGCCCCUGCCCUCACCGGUGCGCGUUGUUCGGGCUCUCGGUGCCCGCGGAGCCUCGGCGAGCACGGCUGCCCGGCGCUGUGGCUCGCACGUUCCCGCAGCGCCGGGGCCGCUCGCUGCCGCUGUCCGGCGCCGAGGGUGCCGCGCCGGCUGAAGCGGAUCCCGGCGGAUCCCCGGCGGGUUUGGGAGGCUGCUGUGCGCCCUGGAACAGCUCCCGCCGCGCCUCGCCCGUGCUGCUGCUCCGAGGGAGCAUCUCUAGCGGCUUGCCUGUCCUGUGCUGUAACCAAGGGCAUUUGAUUUUCACAAGCGUUUAACCGAGGGGCUUUUCUCAGCAUGCAGUCCCUUUAGAUUUGGGCGUGAACACCAACCACAUCCUCUGCAUUGGACAUUUAGCGUCUGUUUCCAUAUCUUCUUUCUGCUUUUCUGAAGGAUAAAAUCUUAAAUUGUCCUGGACUUGAGCAGUAAAGGAUUAUUUCAUUCACUGGCUGACUUGCCAUCUCACCAUUGUGAUGGAAAAAUGUUUGCUUAAAAUAAACCCUUUUCAUGCCAUUAAAACUGCCUUCAAAUACAAGAUCUGUUGUGAUUUUUAAAACACAAACCCAGUAAUGUCAGAACCCGACUCUUCAUCUGGAUUUGUGGGAAACAUGGAAAAUGGGACUUUUCUGGAGCUGUAUCCCACAUCCCUUUCAACUUCAGUGGAUUCAUCACCUGGCCGUUUAUCCAACGUCUAUGUCUAUGUUUCCAUAUUCCUUAGUCUCUUAGCUUUUCUCCUUUUGCUACUGAUCAUUGCACUCCAGAGGCUGAAAAACAUAAUUUCUUCCAGUUCCUCCUACCCUGAGUACAACAGUGAUGCUGGAAGUUCGUUCACUAAUUUAGAGGUUUGCAGUAUUUCUUCCCAGCGCUCUGCUCUCUCAAACCUUUCUUCAUGAAAACAAAUGAAAGGAAACACACGAGGAAUGGAAGAGCUUUGUCUGGUUUGUUGGGGAGGUAGUGCAUGUAACAUUUGCCUUAGAAGACUAUUAUCAAGAGGUGUUUUUGAAAGUUUCCUCAUUUUUUCCCCUCUCCUUUUCUAGUUUUCAUUUCCUCUUUAACUAAUUUUAAUUUUGGACAAAAGAUAAUGAAUGAUACCUGAUAAUCAUUUCUUGCCUGUAAUAGUGAUGCUGUCUCUUUCUCACACAUAGACGGUGUUCAUUAAAGAGUGUUCCUGCCAAAUAGUAAUACACUUCUAACUGGAAAUGUCAUUUUUCUGCUUUAAUUGUGACCCCUUCCCUGGUCUUGUGUCAGCAAUAUGCUGACUGUUUUUCUUUUCCUUUUUUAAUUAUAUAAGGACUUCUGGAUGAAAUCCCUAUUGCAAAAGUACAAAAAAACUGCUUAAAUGAUAAAUACUGGGACAAUUUAAAGUUGAUAUUGUUUCCCUUUUUUUAGUUUUCACAUAUUUUUCAGUGUUUAUUGAUGUUUAUAAAACACAACUAAUUCUUGAAGAAUGUUGCUUUUGUUUAUUUGUACUCCCAACUCAUUCUGUAUAAAGUCUGUAUUUCAGUUUUUGAGUCUCUUUGGUUAACUGAGUAAAGCGACUACAAUAAUGCUCACGGUUGAAUGUGUGGAGGUAUUUUUGGACCCUGUUGCACUUCAUUAUCUUAUUUGCCUAAUAACAUGUUCCUCCAGGGGGCAGCUUUUGCUGCUGAAUCAUAAAUACCACACAUUCAUUCUACACCAAUACUACAGCUUAUUCUUAAUAGAUACCAGGACAUAGUAGGGGUUUCUUGUAAAAGACCUGCAUUUACCAAAUACAGGUACCAAGUGAGGAGUUCCUAAACUGUCCUUUAAGGAUAUGAUGUUUGUACUCACGUGAGCAGGGCCAGCAGGGACAGAAAUUGCUAGUACUGAUGAGGACUUUCUGGGCCAGCCUUUGUCCUGUGAUUUCAGAAAUGUGCAGUGGGUGGAGGGGGGCACACAUGCACAAUGUCCAGGAGGACCUGAGCUCUGACCUGCAGGAGUGCAAGUUGUACCUGCAGAGGGUAGGAAGGGAUGGGCAGGAUAAAUAGCAGUGGCUCUGCCACUUUUCCCCAUCAGAAUAAGGGAAGGCCAGCUGGAGGGGAAGAGAAAUGGAUUCACGAUCUCACUCCUCUUUGUCAUGUCUUUUUCUGGGUUAUCACUUCCCCUGCUCAAAGUAUAACAUGUCACUCCAUUUCUGCAGUAAAAUAAUGAGCAGCUUUGUGAACUGGAUCCUGUAGUCAGCUGGGCUUUAAAUCAAGCUAAACAUUCAAAUUUAUGAUUUGAAGUGCCAAGUGUGACUAGAACUGCAACCCCAGACUGGUGCAAUGCCUUCUUGUCCUUACUGUACUGUGUGAGCAAGCCCAUGCAAAUUUUGUUCUCAUGGCUGGAUCCAAGUCACUGGAGAGACCUAAGAAAGGUAUGGCAUUGUCACUGACAUAACACAGGUGUACCUCUGGGAGACAGGGUUAUCUCAGCAGGAGCAGCUGCCCUCCCCUCACAUGGCACCACUGCCCAGCAGGCCGAGGGGUUAGGGAACACUUCCCAAACACAUUUAUACCUCUUGCCAAGCUGUCCAUGCAUUUGUAAACAAGACAGACUCUGCCAUUGACUAUACAGUCUUUAAAAUACAAAUUUGGAAAUUCUGGUGUAAAUAUAAUCAUUAGAAAUGCAGCUGUUGUUGCCAAACAACACAGAUGACGCUGCAAUUGGUGUUUUCAGAUUUUAAAAUUAGACAUGCAGCAUGGUAAGUGGUAAUGACUUAUGGUGGUGAUUAGUUCCUUACAGAGGCCAAAGAACUUGCUGACUAAUAAAGAAUGUAAACCUGCAGAUUCCCUGAGCCAAACUGAUUUGAUGGAUAUAUUUACAGCUUGGAAUAUUCUAUUCAUCUAGACAAAAGUUUCUUGUAUGUCACUUUUCACUGUAUUUGACAACUGGCCUUGAAAAAAGAGGUAGUUGUUUCAAAGGGAUCAGAAAACAUUACUUCUCUUCUGAAAGCUCUUUGAAAUCCCAAACCUGUUACAGAAUGUAUUUGUGUGUUCACUGGCAGAUAGAAAUAAACAAAUUGUAAAUCAAGAGA
Messenger RNA from Zonotrichia albicollis (white-throated sparrow), 3274 nucleotides. RefSeq names its product serine rich and transmembrane domain containing 1 (gene SERTM1). The record is from RefSeq and is a predicted model, not a curated record. Lineage: Eukaryota; Metazoa; Chordata; Aves; Passeriformes; Passerellidae. Gene Ontology annotation, cellular component: intracellular membrane-bounded organelle.